AUGGUUUCUCAGUGCGCAGCUAUGCACCGUAUUCUUUUGACGGCUACGGCCGUGCUUUGGGGCAUCGGCAAUGCAGAGUUUGCGGACGCCGAAGAAACUACAUGUGAUGAAGCUGUAUGUGCUGGACACGACAGAAGUGCUUCUGAGGAGGUCCAGGCCCUUCGAACGGAGCUCCUCCAGACUGCUGUGCAGCUGAAGCGCAGCAAGGAGGCGGAGCUCCCCAAUGACAUGCUACAUGACUUGCAGCUCGAGACUUUCCAGGCCAUGUCCGAGCACCGAGAAGCCCUGCGAAGGCAGGCGGAUGCCAUGGCAGCUGAGACCAGGACGGCCGAGGCCUUGAAGGCCAUGAACCACGAGACGUCGACUGGCCCACCCCAGGAGAAGAUCGCACCGAGCGGCCCAAAGCCGAAGCAUGCGAAACAUCAUCACCACGGGGGCGAGAACAAGCUUCUGCAGGAGGCAAUGAUUCCGGCGGGUGCCCUCGCUGCAGGCAUGCUGCUGCUGUGGUACCAGCUGACCACUGCCGGUAUCCUUGCCAUCUAUUUUGGUGCUCAGGCUGGCUUCACCCUCUACAUGAAGGUUGUCCUCUCCAACUCGGUCAUCUCGCAAGAGCUAGGCAUCGACGGCGUUCCUGCCGGCUUCCUCGUCACGGCAGUGCAGCAGGUUGUGGCAUUCAUUGUGUUGGCCAUCAUCGUCGCAGCGAUGUACUGCACGCCCUACCGAUACACCCCUCGACCGCUCAAAAGCUGGUCCGAGGUGGCCUGUGUGAUUCUUUUUUCCUUCGCCUUCUCCUUGAACAUUGGCCUGAACAACUUCAGUCUGUCUUUACUAGCCGUCUCGCUGAACAUGAUUAUCCGGUCCUGCCUGCCCGUCGUCACCCUGGCCUUUCAGCAAAUCCUGGGACCCUGCAUCCCUGACUUAGCGCAGAAGGUCCGGAUGACGGAGGUAACUUUGAUGGUGGCAGGUGUGGUCUUCGCAGCUGUAGCUACGCUGGCUAAGAGCGAAGGCUCGCAUCAUGGUGGUAGCGAGUCCAAGAACCUUUUGCUGGGUGUCGUCGUCUGCACACUGUCCGAUGCGGCCUGUGCGGUCAACCUCAUCCUGGGCAAUAUGUUUGGGAGCUCGCUGGACCCACCACUGAAUCCUGUAGACACCAUCUUCUACAUGGCGCUGCCCUGCGCUCUCUUUCUGCUUCCAGCUUCCAUCCUCCUGAUGCAUCCGGUGGGGUGGCCCAACUUCGGCGACAUCACCGACCUGCAGGUCUUUCAGAAGGUCAUGGAGCUCAGCCCAACGACGAUGCUCUGGGUUAUCCUCUCCGGAUGCAUCGCUGCAGGAUACAAUGUCCUGCAGUACACUGUCGUCCAGAGAUUAUCGGCUAGUCAUGCUGCAUUUGCUGGCAACUUCAACAAGGCAGCCACCAUCAUGCUCUCCAUUUGCAUGGGUCUGGAAACCUUGCCCGGCGGCGUGUGGAGCGCGGUCAUGCUGCUGGCCAUCCUCGGGAACAUCGGGGCUUUCACUGGCUUCAGUUUGUUGAAGUCCAACGAGAAAGCCGUGAAGAAGGCGGAGAGCGAGACAUCGUCAAAGUCAUAG
Messenger RNA from Symbiodinium sp. CCMP2456, 1587 nucleotides. Lineage: Eukaryota; Dinophyceae; Suessiales; Symbiodiniaceae. The record is from the annotation of a GenBank genome assembly.